GCCUCUGAUCUGUGAUCUUCAAACACCCUGCUUCCAAGAGUCACUUGUCAACACAGCCAUAAGGAAGACUCAAGAGGCCCUAGCAGGUGUGAACAGGUUAUAUUUAUUUGAGUAUAGUGUUGCAGCUGGUGUUUGGUGGGGGGUGUGAGAUGUGGAUGCCCCCCCACAUGAAGUCCAAGGAAGGGCCAGCCCCACUCCCACAGCAUCUGUCCUGGAUCUGGCUGCUCGUAGCAGGACUUCAUUCCUCUUUGCCUUUGCAAAGAGGUUGUUGAUUGAAACCAGGCAUCCCCAACCUGCGGCCCUCCAGAUGUUUUGGCCUACAACUCCCAUGAUCCCUAGCUAACAGGACCAGUGGUCGGGGAUGAUGGGAAUUGUACGCCAAAACUUCUGGAGGGCCGAAGGUUGGGGAUGCCUGAUUGAAACUAUUCAAGUUUCAAAAAUAUCAAAAAAGGUUAGCCACCACAGCUGUACUUGAACAUAGGGGGGUGCAGGUGGCGCUGUGGUCUAAACCACUGAGCCUCUUGGGCUUGGUGAUCAGAAGAUCGGCAGUUCGAAUCCCUGUGAUGGAGUGAGCUCCCGUUGCUCUGUCCCAGAUCCUGCCAACCUAGCAGUUCGAAAGCAUGCCAGUGCAAGUAGAUAAAUAGGUACCACUGCGGCGGGAAGGUAAACGGCGUUUCUGUGCACUCUUGUUUCCAUCACGGUUUUCCAUUGCACCAGAAGUCGUGCUGGACACAUGACCCAGAAAGCUGUCUGUGGACAAAUGCUGACUCCCUUGGCCUGAAAGUGAGAUGAGUACUGCACCCUAUAGUUUGCUUUGACUGGACUUAACCAUCCAUUACCUUUCUUUCUUUCUUUCUUGAGCAUAGAUAAGGAACCUUGAGGAUAGGAUAUAAAUGCAAUAGGUAAAAUGAAAUGAUGAAUUUAUUUUGUUUUUCUAUUUAAAUUUCAGUACCUAGUUCUAGAUCUGUAUUGGGGGAGUGGGAAUUGUGUAUGUCAAUGUCAAUGCAAAUCUCUCUUUUUGAGGAAUCGCAAGUGGGCACUCUGGAGCCAAAUGGACCUGAUGGAUAAGGAGACUGAAGACUUUAAGAGCAAGGAGAAGGCUCUGGAUGAUGCCAUUGAGAGGCUCAAGAAGGAAAACAAGUUCAGGAAAGAGAAGCUGGUGGCAUUUUGGCAAAAGAAGAGGGAGCUCUCCAAGCGCACAGAUGGACGAAACACCAUUUUAUGGGAGCGAAACAUGAAGCUCUGGAAGAAGGUCACAGAUCUCUUUGAGAGCAUCAGGAAUGUCUUGAAAGAGGAACCAGAGCUUUGGAAAGAAGAGCUGGACAGCUGGACAGCUGAGAUGGCACUUUGGAAGAAGGAGAUGGACCAGUGGGAAGAAAGGUUCUGUGGGAGCUAUUAGUAUGUCCAUUGCAAAAUAAAUCUCUGGAUCAGCCCUCAAUUGAUCCCUUGCAGUGGACAAAAAAAUCUGGUCAUCUAAACAAGAUGGCGUCAGCUAAUGUAUGUGGAAAUUCAUUAAAAGUUUUUCACAGGUGGU
Podarcis lilfordi (Lilford's wall lizard) is the source of this 1534-nucleotide messenger RNA. NCBI's taxonomy places the organism in Eukaryota, Metazoa, Chordata, Lepidosauria, Squamata, Lacertidae. The record is from the annotation of a GenBank genome assembly.